Anastrepha obliqua is the source of this 422-nucleotide messenger RNA. RefSeq lists its product as uncharacterized. Bases 9 to 335 code for a protein of 108 amino acids. The record is from RefSeq and is a predicted model, not a curated record. The transcript has 2 exons. Lineage: Eukaryota; Metazoa; Arthropoda; Insecta; Diptera; Tephritidae.
UUCGUCAAAUGUUUGGUCCGAAAGAGGAUAGUUUUAUAAAUUUCGAGAGUGACAAAUAUUUUAAUGUAAUAGAUUGGGAUAGAUUCGAACCGGCUGAACCACCAUGCUUGCAGUUCUUCGCGAAAGAUCACCUCGAAGCAUUACAAUAUUCCAAUGAAAUAAUUGAAUUACCAGCAUAUCCUUGUCAUUCCCAAAAUACCGAGCGAUUUGUUCAUACAGUUCAUGAAUCUGCAAUGGCGGUCACCGAAGAACAACGCAUGGGCCACAUUUUAUCUAAGCUCGAGAGCCGGCAGAAAUACAGCAAGCUUGAAUCCCGACAAAAUUUUGUGGACUAAAAUUUCCGUUACAAGACAAACAAUUCACUAACUGUUUCGCGAGCGAGGAAAAUAAAUAAAAUUUACUUUUUCUUGUAUGGCUUUAGA